This is a messenger RNA of Alnus glutinosa, 797 nucleotides long. RefSeq names its product ribosomal RNA-processing protein 8-like. The coding region runs from base 73 to 324 and encodes 83 amino acids. NCBI's taxonomy places the organism in Eukaryota, Viridiplantae, Streptophyta, Magnoliopsida, Fagales, Betulaceae. Gene Ontology annotation, cellular component: nucleolus. The record is from RefSeq and is a predicted model, not a curated record. Gene Ontology annotation, molecular function: methyltransferase activity. The transcript is spliced from 2 exons.
CUUCCCUGAACACUCAGCUCGCUCACUGAGCUGCGAAGAACAGCAACUUCGAGUUCGCUGUGAACAAAUUCAAUGGAAGGCAAGCGGAGCACAAAGCGAAAGAGAGCGAAACGCCUCAAAUUUCAGAACGAGAAGGACGAUUCUGCGGCGGUUGAAGAAAUCGAUGAACGCAAAGAAGAAGAAGAGUCUUCUGCUUGUGUUUUUGCCAAGCGCCCAAAAUCUCAGGGCCUCUCCAAAUCCUCCACCUUUCUCGAGAAAAUGAGAGCGAGGUUGUCAGGAGGGCAUUUCAGGAUGAUUAACGAGAAGCUCUACACUUGCACGUAAGAUUAUGCAGUUUCUUCUAUUCACUGCUUCACAAUAGCAAUGGUUAUACUUCUGAGGCGUUAUUUGUUUCUUACAGAAAGGCAUUGGGUUGCCCUUCUCUAAGCAGAUUGUAUAAAGAAACUAGGAAAAAAGUGAGUGCUCGUGGUUGCAACACGAAGUCACUCACUCUUAAACUGCCCUUUAAAAUCCGAACGCCCUAAUGCCCAACGCAUUAUUCAUUUCGGGAGACAAGACUCGCAACAAACUUGUAAACAUUAAUUCCUCAUCAACCCCACUGAUAAGCACCGUUAACUCCACUGAUAAGCACCGUUAACUUCUACGAUUGACGUUUGAUUCAGCGGAGGCGGCUCAAAGCAGCUGUCAAAGAUAAAGCAUAAAACUUAAAUGGAUUCUCGUAUUAUUUUAAAAUGUCUCACAUCGUUAAGAGGCGUAUGAUUUGGUUUACUCACUUUCAAAAGAUACUUUGAAAAAGG